AUGUCUGUUCCUUUAACCAAAGUUGAUUCUGCCAUCGCUGGCUUGGAUAUAUCCGAUGAGAAACCGGAACCCAUUGAGAAGGAGGUCAAGCACAAGGCGCACAAGACGCACAAGAGGACCUCUUCAACAGCUGAAGGUAUCUGGAACAUCAAGGAUCUUGAAGAGCAAAAGCUGGAAAUUACUCUACCAAUCGAAACACAAAAGACUGGGUGGAAACUCAACACCUCCCCCUCAACCAUUGAGGACAAGGACAUCCUCAAAAUGUUCCUCGUCACUCCACCAGUCAAGAAGAUUGACCUACACUUUCCCCUCGGCCUUGAGGUCACCGCUCGGAACCUCAAGGGCGUCACAAUCAAAGACGCAUUAGACGCCAUCUACAAGCAGUUCAAGAAGAAGGCGGAUGACGAACUUGACAAACCCUAUCUCGCUGGCUUCGAGUGGGACAAGGAAGAGUGCUGGACCCGUUUGGUCGUGCACCAGAAGAAGGAGGGUGCACCACAGCAAAGCAAAAAGAGCAAGAAGAAGUCCAAGGACGAGGCAUAG
Molecule: messenger RNA, 543 nt
Organism: Penicillium coprophilum
Lineage: Eukaryota; Fungi; Ascomycota; Eurotiomycetes; Eurotiales; Aspergillaceae
Exons: 4
Coding region: 1-543 (180 amino acids)
Source: RefSeq, a predicted model, not a curated record